UGCUGCUUCGAAAUUUUUGCCUAUGCCAUGGUUCGGAGCCAGGCGUCGGAAUUUCUGCUGGCUGGAGCCUCUGCCUGUGGCGCGAUCACCUUGACGAACCCGGUGGAUGUGGUGAAAACUCGGCUGCAACUGCAAGGUGAGUUGAGAGCCUCUGGCGCAGCCUACACAGGCAUCUCCCAGGCUCUGCUGCGCAUACUUCGACAAGAAGGGCUCAGGGGUUUGCAGCGCGGUUUGUUUGCGGCCUAUCUGCUGCAGUUCAGCAAUGUCGGCUGCAGAUUUGGCACCUAUGGAUCCCUGAAGCAAUUCUUUGGCAUGAAACAAGGUGGGCAUUCCACCAGCCAAUGGCUUUUGUCCGUGCUGCUGGGUGCGGUAUCUGGAUCCAUUGCUGCAGUGGUCUCCAAUCCAUUCUUCCUUCUGAAGUCGCGCUUCCAAGCCGUAGGAAGUGAAGAUGUCUUGCACCAGCACCUGCAUCCCUCCUUGAGGACGGCGUUCUUGGACAUUGGUCGCAAGCAGGGCGUCAGCGGCUACUACCAUGGUCUCUCAGCCUUCAUUCCCAGGGUGUCAGCGGCCACAGCUAUGCAGCUGUCGACCUAUGACAUGAGCAAAGACAUCUUCCUACAGUCGACCCAGAUGAAAGAGGGGAUUCCGAUCCACCUGGCUGCGAGCCUGCUGUCGGGAAUUGCUGUGACUAUUGCCAUGCAGCCCUUCGACAUCGUAGCAGUCAGGCUGAUGAACCAGCCUCAAAAUGAGAGUGGGGCGGCCUUGUACACUGGGCCUGUGGACUGUUGCAAGAAGAUGGUGCAACACGAAGGAGUGUCGGGUCUCUUCAAGGGUAUCACGGCAAACUACGCCCGCUUUGGCCCGUACUGUACUUUCACUUUCAUCUUCUUGGAACAGUUGCGCUUAGCGUGGGACCGCAACUUUGGUGUCUGAGGGAAAAAAAAUCACUGGUCAGCGGUUUCUGCCAAGCACAGGAUUGAAUUCUGCAAUGCUGGGUAGAAGC
This is a messenger RNA of Cladocopium goreaui, 1003 nucleotides long. The record is from the annotation of a GenBank genome assembly. NCBI's taxonomy places the organism in Eukaryota, Dinophyceae, Suessiales, Symbiodiniaceae.